Molecule: messenger RNA, 6313 nt
Organism: Macrosteles quadrilineatus (aster leafhopper)
Lineage: Eukaryota; Metazoa; Arthropoda; Insecta; Hemiptera; Cicadellidae
Product: serine/threonine-protein kinase NLK-like
Exons: 10
Coding region: 620-1957 (445 amino acids)
Biological process (GO): protein phosphorylation; intracellular signal transduction
Cellular component (GO): nucleus; cytoplasm
Molecular function (GO): MAP kinase activity; ATP binding
Source: RefSeq, a predicted model, not a curated record
UUGGGCCCAGUCGUGCUGGCCGACUCGUUGUUCGCUCGCGUCUCUCGCGUCAGUGUCUUGUGUGGUGUGUAAUUAAGAUGUAUACUUAUGGAAUCUUUUGAGUGACUUAUUACCUACAGGAACCGAUGGGAACGACGACCAUCGGAUUUGGUAGCAGACCGAAUUUAUUCAGCUGAUGACUAGGCAAAGGCUUUCGAUCCUAUUUUUACCCUCUCCAAAAUUACUACGCUCCAUCAAAUUAAAAUUUUAUUAGUUGCAGUUUCUAUCCUACAGCCAAUACUAAUAGGCAUAGGAUUGUUUUCCUUGUGUUUCAAAAUCCAAAAACUAACUUAACCCAUCCGUAUAAAUUGGCUUGACAAGGGUAUUUCCAAGAGCAAGAUCUGUAGACCCUAUCUUAAGCUUAUGUUGGUCCUCUCUGAUAACUUAGUAGUUCUCAGUAAAUUAAGUAAGCCUGAGUAAAUAAGUAUUUUUAUUCCAUUAUUACUUCAAAGUGCAAGGGGUAUCUUGCCAGAAUUUUCUUUAAAUCUUCAACGGACUUCUUCUCUUUCGAUUCACCCUUUCUCCUGCCUCAUGUCUCAGGUCGGAGGGUCAGUUGUCUAGUUUGCCCCCGUGAUCUGUCAUGGCAGUUGUUGGCCCUAGUAGGCAUUCAAGGCUGCAAGUGUCUAUGAGUGUGAUGCCAGGAGCGGGGGCGGCGGGCCACCAACAGGCCAUUUUGGCUGCCGCUCAACCAUAUUAUCAUCCUCAACAUGCUGCACACCAACCUUCAGCCACCCCUCAGGAUGUGCAACCUGACAGACCAAUUGGAUAUGGUGCUUUUGGAGUCGUAUGGGCGGUGACGGAUCCCAGAGACGGACGGAGAGUCGCGCUCAAGAAACUCCCCAACGUCUUUCAAAGCCUCGUGUCGUCGAAGCGCGUGUUCCGCGAGCUCAAGAUGUUGUGCUUCUUCAAACACGAAAACGUUCUGUCAGCCUUGGACAUCCUGCAACCACCACACAUUGACUUCUUCCAAGAGAUAUACGUGAUCACCGAGCUACUACAGAGCGACCUACACAAGAUCAUAGUGUCGCCCCAGUACCUGUCGCCCGACCACAUCAAAGUCUUCCUCUACCAGAUCCUCAGAGGACUAAAAUACCUACAUUCAGCCAGAAUUCUACACAGAGACAUAAAGCCCGGCAACCUUCUUGUUAACAGCAAUUGUGUUCUAAAGAUCUGUGACUUUGGCCUGGCACGUGUAGAGGAGCCGGACCAGUGCAAGAACAUGACUCAGGAGGUGGUGACUCAGUACUACCGAGCCCCAGAGAUCCUCAUGGGUGCCAGACACUACACGGCCGCAGUAGAUGUGUGGAGUGUCGGAUGUAUCUUUGGUGAACUGCUUGGUCGCAGAAUAUUGUUCCAAGCGCAAAGUCCAGUACAACAGCUGGAGCUGAUAACAGAGUUACUUGGCACACCAUCACUAGAAGACAUGAGACAUGCGUGUGAAGGUGCCAGAUCUCAUAUGUUGAGACAGAGAGUCAAGCCUCAGUCGCUGUCAGCUCUGUACACUCUCUCCUCCCAGGCCACUCAUGAGGCUGUGCAUCUCCUUUGUCAGAUGCUUGUCUUUGACCCGGACAAGAGGAUCAGUGUAGUAGACGCACUGGCUCACCCGUACCUAGACGAGGGUAGGUUGCGCUACCACUCGUGCAUGUGCAAAUGCUGCUUCACGAGUCCCAACGCGAUGCGGCAGUAUACCACGGAGUUUGAGCCUGUUACGCCUCAUCCUUUUGACGACCUGUGGGAACGUAAACUUACAUCUGUGCAGCAGGUCAAAGAGGAGAUGCACAAGUUCAUCAGCGAGCAGCUCAAUACCAACCGUGUGCCGUUGUGCAUCAACCCACAGUCGGCCGCCUUCAAGAGCUUUGCAAGCUCCACGGUUGCCCAUCCCUCGGAGCUACCACCCUCCCCUCACCAAUGGGAGUGACGAUACCUCCAACCUAGGUUGUUGUUCCGACAAUUGAUUGGUUGAAAAUAACUGAGGACAUAUACAAUUACUUCCGAGUGUAAAUAUAGAUUAAGUUCAGGCAGUUGUGUCCAUUUAUGUUUCGGUUCUUAGUAAAAUAUAUGGGUUAAUGUACGUAUUAUCUGUCUGUAUGUGCUUUACUUUGAUUAGACUGAAUUAAGACUGCUCUCGAUGGAAUGUCAAAGACUCUGAGCCUACAAACUGAGGUUAAGUCAACUGUGAUUAGAUAAUUCCAUUGAGACGCUUGAUUUUCUUUUGAUCGAAAUGUCAAAGCACUUAAAGACAAAAUUAAGAACCAGAGUUAACAUCUGAUAAGAUAAUUUAUGUGUUUAUAAUUUGUUUUUAUUUCUCUGCAAAAUGUGACAUGGCUUCUAAAUUUUAUCAUUUACUUUGUAGAUAAUUUUAUAUAUUUUCAUUAUUUGUGUGUUCGAUUUUUAAACAAUAACAUAGGAUUUAUCAUUAAUUCUCUGCUUUCUAAAACGGAGGUAAUGCAAUUACAAUCGAUUUAGUUUAUUCUGUACAUAAUGUAGGUAUUAAUCUGAAAUAUCAAAUGACUUAAUAAUGCAAUUGUUUUUAAUCCUUGUUCUUUGUCGAACUAAGUUCACUAGAGUUUUAAUCCAUCAUACUGUUGUUAUAUUUUUAGUAAUAAUUAGAAAUGUAAAUUGUAAGGUUUUAUUUAGUUAAUUUUUUUAAUAUUUUAAGCUAGUUCCAAUAUUAAAAUUUCAUACGAACAAUAUUGAAAGUAAUAGUGGCUGUGUACUGUUGAGUUCCACAGCUUCCAGUCUGUGAUAUUUCAACCUCAAUCUUUGUCCCGUAAAUCCGUACAUCACCGCUGUUAGGUUAGGUAAGUGGAAGUGACUGUACAUACCGUUGAGAAGCCAUGUUCGCAUUUGCCGCUCACUACUGUAAUGUUCAGACUGCAGAAUAAUUUUCCCAAAGAUCUCAUAGGCUCUAAGCGGGAUAGGUUAGGUCUGGUGGUAGAAUGUGUUUCCUAUGUUCGUUUAUCACUAGUAUUUAGGGCAUUAUCUUAUCUCUAUUCUACUGUUUAGUUGUAAUCCAGUUUUGUUUUGUAAACAUUCAGACUGACACCAAAUCACUGCCAUCUUAGCUCUUUUACAAGACAUUCCUGCAACAAUGUUUUUUUCUAAAUAAGUUUCAAUCAUAACAAUUCAAGUUGUCCGCUUAAAUGUGGAAAUUUGGCAAAGUUUGGUCAAAAAUACUAAAUAAUCAUUAAAGCUGUAUAACGGGAAGUGCAAUGUCUCAAGUCUGAACUAGAGAGUGUGGGCUUUACAAGUGGUGAACUGGUACAAGUACAUGUCUAUGUGUAUAGAGUGUGUCGCAAUAUGUCUUGUCUAUCAUUAUAACUGUGUCUUUCUUUUAAAUUUAUAGUAUUAUACUUAUGUAAAAGAGUGGGUAUUAUUAUUCCUAACAUUUAAUGUUCUAAAUGUUAAUCAUGACUUUCUUUUAAAUGUGAGAUAUUUGUGUUUUGUGUUCAAAUUUACUUUCCUACUGUUUAUUAUUUUAUUAUUUUUAAGAAAUUGUUGCCUUUCUGAAAACAGUUAACCAUUAUUCCUUUAUUUAUUUAUACUAAGCGUACUGCUUUGUUUACCAAACUACUAUAUAUUUAUGUAUGCAAAUUAAAGUGACUGAAAAUCAAUUUUAACCUUUUAUAUAUUUUGUUAUUGAAAUCCUAGCUUGAUUUCAUUCAUACGUUUGGUGGCACCCAUGUAUUCAUUGUUCAUAGUUCCUAAGUUCAAAAACGGGAUUGUUUGUGUAACACAACUUAAAAAGUCGGCAGGAGUCGAUAAUUUUUCAUUGUUGUGGACCGUCAGAUGCCAGGCUAAACAGUGGUUGCCCGAGCGCCGGUGCACCGUAAGCUUGAUUACUGAGGAGAAAAUUUUAUGUGAUUCUUCUUAAACAUAUUUUACGUGUGAAUUGCUUUUCAGAUUUUUAAAACUUUUGGCCUUUAACUUUAAACUUAAACUUUAAAACUUUUAAAUGUAUUUGGCCAAAUAAUGAUAACAAUUAAAAUUAAAAAGUAGAUAGCAUAUCACAUACGUGGUUUCAAUAGCUUUAAAAUGAGAUAUUUUGAAACUUUAUAUUAAUAAACAAUGCCGUAAUAUGCUUCAACCAUUAACAUUGUCGUUAUGGGCAGAAAAUCUAAGAUAGACGGCAGUCUUGCCAACUCUUAAAUAUAUUAUAAAGAGGGAAACUAAUACAACAAGGUCAAUUCCUAGAGAACAAAUUUACAAUUGAGUGUAACUCCUUCGAAUAAAUGCAGAUUUAUAUGUUUGCACCAAUUGGAUGAUGUUUACUCGAGUUAUCGUGCUAGUGGUCACUCAUAUAUAUUUAUUAUUUAUAUAUGAAUCUGAACUGAUGGUAUUUUUGGCCGCUGACGUCAAAACGAAAAAGUAAAUCGGUCCCAGGUCUAGAUCUUACCAUGAGACCUACGGUAAUAGUUUAUUAAUAUGGGAAAAAACAAUGAAAAAUGUAUUUUUGUUCAAUUUAUAAUAAUUGUGUAUCAUUCAAACCUCACUUACAUUUUAUUACAGGAAAGAAUGUUUAAGUUUACAAUUGAGUUAGUUUUUACUAGAAUAUUUUACCUAAUCGAACAAAAGACUAGUUCUGUCAAUUCAACUGUCCUCAAUUUUCAGGACUGACUCAUAAAAAGUAAAAUGAAAUAUGAGUUAGCAAUUAGCAUCAUAAACCUUGCGAAAUGAAAUUGCUUUUACAAAGACCAUCCAAAAGGAUGGUAAUAAGGAGUUGUGAGUAACGGGUAUUCCAUGCUGCAAUUGCCAAGGAAAUGUUCCCACAUCAUCCUAUAUUACCAAACUGCUAGUACAUCUCAUCAAGUGAAAGUCGAGUGUUUCAUUGAAUUUUACUCUUACCCAAACAGUCCCUCUAAAUGCGAGUUUCACAUUCAAUGUACAACAAAUACUAAACAGCUACUAUAUAGGUAGAAUUGAUUUAUUCUCUUGUGACAGUAAUCCUGAAUGUGACAUUACCACUAUGCAGGUGUUGCGGUUCCACUAGUGUGCUUUUGAAAUGCUUCUACUUGUUCAAUUAUUGUAUGUCGUUUAAUAGAAUCCUUAUUUGUGAUUUUUGGCACUUCUUGACUUGUAUUAAAGUGCCUAGUAGAUGUCAGUAAGUAAGAUAUAUUAUUACUUUUCUGCUUCAGUCUAUUAAUUAAAUAUUUGUACAUUUUUGAAUCAUGUCAAUUUAGUUUUGUUCAUUAGAAAGAUUAGUAUCAAAAUGUAGGAAUCAAGGCAAUUUAUUUCUCACGUAGUUCUGUGGAUGGGUUUACCUUUAGGGGUUUGUCUACAGUUUCCUAUGUAAAUUGAACAAAUUUCUAUCUGUAUUUGUCACAAAUUGUCUAUCGAUAAACAUUUAGCAUUUUUGUCUAUAGAUUCCUUUGCUCACAAUGCCAACCAUUAAACCUCACUGUAAAUAUAGUUAAGUUGUAAAUAUACUAUAGAGGGGGGCAUAUUUUUGUUAGGAAUAAACUUACGUAUGAGAGUGUGUAAAUCGAUUAGUUUAGUUAAUGAUAACAUGUCCUGAUUCAAUAGGUUAAGUUAGUCUGUACACUAUUUGUUAUAUUCAGUGUUGGUUUUAGUCUGUGUCUUAAGUUUGGAGUCAGUGAGUCGGAUAUUUAAGUUUUACAAUAUAUAAUCCACAGUUUGGAUAUCAUUAAAACAUUCAAGCAAUAAAAUUAUUACUUUGAUCACUUUUAGAAAAGUCUAAAAGUCUUUAAUCAUGGAAGUUGCGAGGAUCGGCACACUGACUUCAGACUCAGUUUAAAAUAAAUGUAAUAUUUUGGUAUGUGAAAUGAUGAGUAGAUUAAAAAUUUUAUAUCUUUGUAGACUCGUUGUUUGUAAAUGCAUGAUUCUGUUCUUCCAGUCGAAGUGAGGCGGUCACGUCGUAUGCAUUUACAUUAACCGCACUGAUUGUAAAUAUUCUUUUGUACAUAGUGACACCAACACACUUUUAUAGAAUCGACCGCCUAAAACAGUUUUUUAAUACAAAUACCAGUAGUCGUUAGUAUAGAGAUCGGUCCCGUCGAUGUUACGAAUGUCGGUGUGCUUAGUGAUUUAGAUUCAAACAAACUUUAUUGUUCACCUGUUUUGACUGUUUACCUCAAAAGUAAAUUUCAAAUUUAUUAAUAUCUGUCCGUCACGUUUUGAAAUAAUGCCAGCACAAUAAGAGAACUCUAAGUGUUGAGAUUUCCGAUGUCUCCAUAGUUAGCUGUGUCCAGUAGCUCAGUGUCUACGCUCACACCUGCAGAAUUUAAAUAUCAAUAAAUUCUUGAUUUUAAUAUAA